Molecule: messenger RNA, 2169 nt
Organism: Auxenochlorella protothecoides
Lineage: Eukaryota; Viridiplantae; Chlorophyta; Trebouxiophyceae; Chlorellales; Chlorellaceae
Exons: 8
Coding region: 1-2169 (722 amino acids)
Source: RefSeq, a predicted model, not a curated record
AUGGAGCCCGGCUGGUUGCGCCGAACCCGUAUCGGCGUGCUUGCCGCCCUGUGCAUUUGCAGCCUCUUCGGUCACGCCCGAGCAGCGCUGGACGACCCGUGCACCGCCUUCCCAGUGACACUUAAUGUGUCAGACUACGAGAUGGGGUGGGGAGGGGAGCUCAUGCUCAACCUCACCAGCGCCGGACCUGAUCUGCUGAAACAUGCUCAAAUAUGGGUACGGACCUCGGUCAACACCUCGGACCAGGCCUCCUUGUUGCCAGUGGCGGCGGCCGACCACGCAUGGCGGCGGCUGCUGGGCCGCACCGACCGGCGGUGGCACCUGCCGUUCCCGCCCCCUGCCCCCCUGGACGUCAUCCUGUACCGGACCGCCUGCCCGCCCAUCUUCGCGGCUGCGGCAAUCUUGGGGCCGGGCAGCGGCGCGGUGCUGGACCAGGCCCCACGGGCUGGCCUGGCCACAUCCUCCCAGGCUGGCCGGCAGCGCGUGGACCUCGCCCAGGCAGCCGCCUCGCCCGAACAGGGCGCGGCAGACCCGCCCUCGGAGGUGGCCCUCUUGCUGCCGCCGCCAUCCCCCACGGCUUUGGAGCAGAGCCCCGCCCUGGCGUCGCCGGAGGGCGGUGGGAGCGAGGGGCAAUCGCCGCCGACCCCGGCGGCCGCGACGGCCGCGGGGGCGCCGGCCUCGGACCCCGGCACCAACCAGACGCUGUACAUUGCGCUGGGCGCCGGCAUUGGCGGCGCCCUGGUGCUGGGCACCGCCAUCGGGCUGCUCUUUUAUCGCUGCAUGCGGCGCCGGCCCCCUGCCGCCGUCUCGGAGGGCGACAAGUCCUCCGAUGCCAUCGUCCCGUAUGUGCCCCCGCACGACUGGCAGAGCAGCAACGGCCGGAACAGGGAUGCCUUCUCUGACAAGGCCACGCCCCUGCAUGGGCCCCUGGACUCUGCCAGUCAGCCGAGCUUGGAGCCGGGGCCGGAGGGGCCCCGCGCCCUGCCCUACCUCGUCAGCACCCCCAGCAUGCAGGAGGAGGAGGCGGCCAAGGAGAACCUGCGUCCCAAGUGGGCUCGCAUGGUGCCCCGCAGCCUGGCCAGCUCCCUGUCCAGCGUGCACAGCGUGGUGUACAGCCCCGAGCGGCCCAGCCUGCGCCUGAACGGCGCGUUUGACCCCGAGGCGCUGCCCCUGUCCGACAUCGAGCUGAGCCCCGUGCCCUCCAGCCUGACCUCGCCGGGGGAGUCGGAGCGGCGCUAUUCGCCACCCAGCCCGGUCGCGCCCUCGCCCGACAGGGGGCCACGGGCCGGGCACCGCGCUGCCACCAGGGCGAAGCGGGUGAUGUUCCGGGAGCCGGAGCGAAGCCCGGGCGGCGGGGUCCAUGCCUGGACCGGCAGCACGGGGCGGAGGGGGCCUGGCGGGGCGAACGGCGCCGCCCAUGAUCCAGAGGCGCCGUGGCAGGACUGGAGGACGAUGCGGGACAGCGGCACCUCCGGCGUGCUCAGCAUCCGCGAGUCGGGGGAGGUGGCGGGGUCGCUGCACCAUGCAGCGCCUGCAGACCCCAUGGCCAAGGCGCCUGGCGUCCCCUCUGGCCCCCCCGUGUCCCAUCCAGCACCCGCUGCUCCCCUUCAAGUGCCCCCUGCCCCGGCGAGGCCGGCCAAGGCCUGGCAGGAUGGGGUCGCAAGGGCCCCUGCCCCGAUUGGCUGGCCCCUGCCAAACAGCGGGGCCGGCCCCGCCCCUCUGCCCCCGGGCCAGAAGGUCGCGCCGUCCCCGCCGGAGGCACCUUCCCAGCUCUCCACCUCCAGCUCUGACGGCCCGUGGGAGCCGCCCACCCCCCUACCAGACCCGGGGAGCGCGGUGUCGCUCUUCCUUCCAGGCCACAAGCCCCUGCGCGCCUCCACCGCCAGCAGCCACAAUCCCUGCAGCCUGCUGACCCCCUACAGCGAGGGCGGCGGGGACUGGGACAGCCCGGCGGCAUACUUUGCCUCGUCCCCUGGCCCGCUGGAAGGCUGGGAGAGCAAUUCCAUCGGCGCAGGGAGGACAGGAGGCGGCAAGAACCAAUCGACCACCAGGGAUCUGCCAGAGUCAGGGCCCAAGGAUGCGGGGCAUCUCGCCGGCGACGACGACGUCUGGGAGCAGUACAGCUUUCACCGGCGGGAUGUGCUGGUACGCAAGCAUUUCGAUGCAUGA